Messenger RNA from Olea europaea var. sylvestris, 1904 nucleotides. RefSeq lists its product as uncharacterized. Bases 701 to 1534 code for a protein of 277 amino acids. NCBI's taxonomy places the organism in Eukaryota, Viridiplantae, Streptophyta, Magnoliopsida, Lamiales, Oleaceae. Gene Ontology annotation, molecular function: phosphoglycerate dehydrogenase activity. The transcript is spliced from 3 exons. The record is from RefSeq and is a predicted model, not a curated record.
GUCAAGAAUCGUAAUCAAAAUAUUCGUUUCUUAUCAAUGAAAUAAAACUACUGUGUCGCAGCAUAUAAUUUUGGUGCACAAAGCAUUGAGUGGGGAAGGAGAUCAAAAGCUGAGCUAUUCUUGGAUGACAACAGGGGGUUGUCACAAGGGCUUUAGCCUCAAAAGCUCCCUGAUUUUGGAUUCCAUUUUCUGUAGCUUUCUAUUUCAAGAAGCAGAGUGAUUUUCUAGAAAUCUUUAAUUACAAUUAUGCAACAUUUUUACUUAAAUCAGUGUAUUAAUGAACUAUAUUUCACAAAAGUAAAUCAAUUUUUGCAAAGAUAAUUUAUUAAUGAACUUUACAAAAUAGCUAGAUCUUAUUUUUAUUAUAAAUCUCGAAAUUUGUAUGCUUUUUGUCAAUUGUCAUCACUCCAACUGCGUCUAUUCACACUUUUUCCCCCUUUUUUAUUGGGUUUUGUUUAUUGAGUAGGUCGGCUUGGGUGACGUGUGUAUUUCUAUUUACUGCCGGCAAUCUUGUUGGCAUCUUUUGCUCCAGCUCUCUCUCCCUUCUCCAUCAUAUACUGUGUGUAUAUACUGCAUAAGCUCAAUUAAAAGUCCAUCUUCUAAGAAGAAAAGAAAAGGGUGUCCCUGGAUUUGAAGAUUGCAUUCAUCCGGUUCUAUCGAUGUUCUUGAACGGGUUUGGUGCAAACUAAGUUCAAGAAAGAUGGUGAAUUCUUAUAAAACGCAUAGCAAUGGACAUGUGAAAGAUCCCAGUCUAAUUAUCCGGCAUCCCUCGUACCAAUCCUCGAGCAAGUUUUCGUUGCCUUGGUUUGAUACAAGAGUGUUCUAUGUUAGAAUCAGCAAUUUCAGGGUUGAUGAUUCGACCCCAGAAUUUCUCACUCUUGAUCAUAUCCCUUUGAUCCCUGACACUCUCCUUGAAGUAAAUGGUGUAAGAUGUUCAAUUGAGUUGAAAAGAGUUUCUUGCCUUCUCCGAAGGGAUAGGGUAGAUAAGAAAUCCGAAGAGGCUACAUUUGUUAGCACUGACAGUAUACGAUUAAAUGGUAGUGCAAGGUUUGAAGUUUUUAAUAAAAAGGAGCUCGUGCUCUCUGGGAUUUUGGAAAUGUCUCGUGCCAAUGGUUCUAUGAAGGAAUCAAACAAUUUGGCCCGGAAGUGGAGUAUGAAUUGUGAAUCAGUAAUGACUGGUGGCAGUGGAUUUCUCAAGGGGAAACAUAUUAAGGGCGCUGAAUCAUCGUUGCCUACAGUUGAAGUUUAUGUUGCAGGUUGUUUCUCGGGAACACCAAUCAUAUUAACCAAGACGUUGCAGCUUAAUCAUGCAAAGAAAAAUAAAAAGGGAAUGUUAGAUAUGAUUCCAGAAUGCGAUGCCUCCGAGUCCCAUGAAGAUGUUGCAUCUGGACAUGAUCUACAGAGUACGGAAGUUAUAAACCAGAAAGCGAUGAAGACUAUGAUGACAUGUAUUGGAGACGGACGGAAUAUGUUGAAGGUGAAGACGGGGAACUAUCUUGGUUUAAUGCCGGUGUUCGAGUGGGUGUUGGAAUAGGCCUUGGCAUUUGCUUGGGGGUCGGAAUUGGAGUUGGUUUGUUGGUCCGUACUUAUCGAACAACAACCCGAAAGUUUAAAAGGCGGCUUGCAUAGUUGCUCAUAUUAUCAUAAUGCCUCGUCUCACUUUACCGGCUAACACAAUCAUUAGUAUGUCCAUUUUGGAUGCAAAUUUUCUUAGUGUUAAUUUUGGAAAAAUGGGAAAGUCAAAAGAUAGAAGUCUCUACUCGAUCGAUGUACUGGACCGUCUUGGACUCUCGGGUUGAUUUUCUUUAUUUUCGAAAGAAUUCUCGUGCUGUUAAUUGUUUUGAAGAGAAUGUUGGUAUAUAUAUCGGGGCAUAAAUGAAGAAAGUUUGAUUUAUCGCACUGUA